This is a messenger RNA of Cucurbitaria berberidis CBS 394.84, 1851 nucleotides long. RefSeq lists its product as uncharacterized. The coding region runs from base 204 to 1715 and encodes 503 amino acids. The transcript has a single exon. Gene Ontology annotation, cellular component: nucleus. Gene Ontology annotation, molecular function: transcription cis-regulatory region binding; zinc ion binding; DNA-binding transcription factor activity, RNA polymerase II-specific. NCBI's taxonomy places the organism in Eukaryota, Fungi, Ascomycota, Dothideomycetes, Pleosporales, Cucurbitariaceae. The record is from RefSeq and is a predicted model, not a curated record. Gene Ontology annotation, biological process: positive regulation of transcription by RNA polymerase II.
CCCGAGGCAGCAGCUAGCGCAUAUCCACUUUGCCACUUUUGUCAUCUGAUCUCUGGACUUCUCUACGUUAGAUGUAGUGAACGACCAACAUAACGUACUCACCCUCGUUAUUAAGGCCCCAAGAACUACGCUUAUCCAGAGUUUCACCAAUGACAAAGUGCAUGUGGUGUUUUCAGCGAUCCUAAGAUGCUUGAUUCGCAUAGAUGGCGACACACAAGAGGACGCGAACGGGAUGCUGGACCUGCAGGGAAGCGGGAUAUAAAUGCGACGAACAGAAACCCUUUUGCAGCCGUUGCACCAGACUGAAGAUCAUUUGUAAAGGGUACGGCGUCAAGCUCAAAUGGCAAGAUGGCACCAGCACACCGGCAAAACUAUCUCGAAAAUCUACCAGGAAAAGGUCUGUCGACCAGCUCUCGGUCUCAAUGUCAACCCCAGGCUCCAUGGUCAGCCGCUUCUCGACGCCGUUUUCACUAUCUAGUCCCGAGAACGCGUUCUCUUCGCCCGAAUCCACCAAAAGCAUGCCUCUGCUGCCAGCUGUCUCCCCUGGCCCAUCGUCGGACUUGUCACCAGGGGAUAGAUAUCUCUUCCAUCACUGGAUAGACCAUCUCUCUACGCUAAUAUCGGUUGCUCCAAGAAACGCAAACUCCACGCCAUUCCAGCUCCAUUUGACAUCUAUGGCCUACGACUCUGCGGCGCUGAGAUCAACGAUCUUGUCCAUGGCAGCGAACCAUCUUGGAUCACUAUCGAACAACUCAUCUUUACGCUUACAAGCCUACCGCCAUCAGCGAGAUGCUAUCCGCGAGCUUCAGCAGAUCAUUCAAGAGCCUGGCGAUAGAAACCAUGAGCCCGCAUUUGCGACUGUCAUGAUGAUGCAAGUAUCUUCACGACUCUUUGGCGUUGAUGACGAAGCCAACGUCGCAAACCAUUUGAUGGGGGCCAAAGCGAUGGUAGCCUGUCAUAAAGAGGAGGACUGGGCCGCUUCAUCCAGUGCCCGUUUUCUGAUGAGUCUGUUCGCGUACCACGACAUACUGUCAUCUGUCUCAAGAGGGGCGCGACCAUUAGUGGACCAUGCAACCGACUUCACAGCACUCGAGGGCGAGAAAGACAUGGAGAGCAUCGCCAACGUACUCUUAGUUGUUGCGCGUAUCAGCGAGCUACAACAAACCAUCAAGCGACGCAGAAUGGAAUCGACAGAAACGGCACUAUCCGAGGAAGAAGAUGCAACAGGGAGAGUCCUCCAACAAAUAUUAUUAAAUAUGGAUUUCAAGACGUCGAAUCACAACGGACUAAGCAACGAGACCGAUGUUCGAAACACAGCCGAGGCCUACCGACAUGCCGCAUUCAUCUAUCUCUACCGCACCUGGCUCGAUAUCGGCGCCCCCAACCCCAUCAGCGUGGAUCACGUGCAGCGCUGUCUCAGCUACAUCGAGCAAGUAGACGUCCGGUCGCCGCUUACCACGGCCCAUAUCUGGCCGUUGUUCACAGCUGGGUGCGAGGCGGUCGACAAUGCACAACGUCAGUUCGUUCGUGCUCGCUUCGGAGACAUGUACACUACGAAGCAGUUUCCUAGUUUGAAGCGCGUCAUGAGGGAUAUCGAGGACGUGUGGGCUGCUAAAGAUAUGGAACAGCUGGUGCAAGGUCAGGAUGGCAUGGCGAAGGUGGAUUGCAUUCAGGUUAUUCUGAGACGGAGGGGGCGCGAGGUGGAUCUCGCUUGAUAUCAGGCUGGAAGACUAGUGCGUCAUUCGUAGCUUUUCUCGUCUUGAUGGUGGCCCGCGAAGAAAAAAGUGUUGUAAUAGCGGCUCUUAUAUUCUAUCAUUAUUCUAAGGUCCCUCUCUUCGUAUUUGAACCUAA